AUGGCUAACUACCUUGCUUCGAUUUUCGGUACGGAGCAGGACAAGGUCAACUGCUCCUUCUACUACAAGAUUGGCGCCUGCAGACACGGCGAUCGAUGCUCGCGCAAACAUGUCAAACCUUCAUAUUCGCAGACUAUCCUGAUGCCGAACAUGUACCAAAAUCCCGCCUAUGACCCGAAGAGCAAGAUGAACCCCAGCCAGCUACAAAACCACUUCGAUGCAUUCUACGAGGAUGUCUGGUGCGAGAUGUGCAAAUACGGCGAGAUAGAGGAGCUCGUUGUUUGCGAUAAUAAUAAUGACCACCUGAUUGGCAACGUCUACGCCCGAUUCAAGUACGAAGAAGAUGCACAAGCCGCCUGCGAUGCGCUGAACUCGCGAUGGUACGCUGCGCGACCCAUUUACUGUGAAUUAUCCCCUGUCACCGAUUUCCGGGAAGCCUGCUGUCGGUUAAACAGCGGCGAAGGUUGUGUUCGCGGCGGAUUCUGCAACUUCAUUCACCGAAAGGAUCCCAGCAAUGAGCUUGACAGGGAGCUUCGACUGAGCACAAAGAAGUGGUUGAAGGAGCGAGGUAGAGAUGCAAGGAGUGUCAGCCGCAGCCCUAGCCCAGAGCCGACGCGGAGGAGGUAUUAG
This is a messenger RNA of Aspergillus ochraceoroseus IBT 24754, 630 nucleotides long. RefSeq names its product zinc finger CCCH domain-containing RNA-binding protein. Gene Ontology annotation, cellular component: U2AF complex; spliceosomal complex. The transcript has 2 exons. Gene Ontology annotation, biological process: mRNA splicing, via spliceosome. The record is from RefSeq and is a predicted model, not a curated record. The coding region runs from base 1 to 630 and encodes 209 amino acids. Gene Ontology annotation, molecular function: metal ion binding; pre-mRNA 3'-splice site binding. Lineage: Eukaryota; Fungi; Ascomycota; Eurotiomycetes; Eurotiales; Aspergillaceae.